AUGGCUCAAGCCGGAGGAUCGAAGGACUUCCCCUGGGCCGAUGAGGUCAAGAAGGAGAUGGAGGAGCUGGAGAAGGCAGAGAUUGGCAACCCCAAGACGCCCCUCAACAAGACUCCCUACCUGAGUGACGAGAUCGUGGAGAAAAUCAAUGAGGGCAUUGCGUUCAAGUACAGCGCUGCCAUGAUCUUCGACAGCGCUGCUGCAUUCUUUGGCCGUGAUAAUGUGGGCCUCUGUGGCGUUGCACACUUCUUCAAGAUCAUUGGUGUGGGUGAGCGCGCAAAUGCAAUGAAGGCAGUUGAGUUCCUGAACAAGCGCGGCGCCAACGUCAAGUUCUGCUCCAUCGCCGAGCCUCCCAGCGAGAGUGACUGGCACAGCAAAGAUGAAUCGGACGUGUGCAAGGCAUUCUGCAAGGCUCUGGCGCUGUCGAAGGUGGGCUACAACUGCGCGCACAAGCUGUACGGCGAGGCCCAGAAGAAGGGGGAUGCCCACACAGUCGCCUUCCUGGAGUGCUGCAUCGGCGAAGCGUCCGGGAAGAUGCGGUGUCUGUCCGACAUGGUGUCCCACUUGAAGGCAGUGGAGAAGGACAAGCACGCCAUCAAGAACUUUGACCGCGAGCUGGAGUGCAAGAACUGCGUCCUGGCCAAGGCUGCCGGCAUCGAGGCAGUCAUCCCCUGCAAGCUGCAGAUUGGCUACCUGAAGCGCCUGGAGUGCACCGAGGCAUUUGCCAUAUCCUGGAAGUUCAUGGUGGAGGAGGAUCUGACUGGCAAGAAGGUGGUCAUCUGA
Molecule: messenger RNA, 783 nt
Organism: Coccomyxa subellipsoidea C-169
Lineage: Eukaryota; Viridiplantae; Chlorophyta; Trebouxiophyceae; Coccomyxaceae
Product: ferritin-like protein
Exons: 7
Coding region: 1-783 (260 amino acids)
Biological process (GO): iron ion transport; intracellular iron ion homeostasis
Cellular component (GO): cytoplasm
Molecular function (GO): ferric iron binding; ferrous iron binding
Source: RefSeq, a predicted model, not a curated record